Thyridium curvatum is the source of this 2172-nucleotide messenger RNA. RefSeq lists its product as uncharacterized. Gene Ontology annotation, biological process: DNA-templated transcription; positive regulation of transcription from RNA polymerase II promoter by galactose. Gene Ontology annotation, cellular component: nucleus. The transcript has 5 exons. NCBI's taxonomy places the organism in Eukaryota, Fungi, Ascomycota, Sordariomycetes, Thyridiales, Thyridiaceae. The record is from RefSeq and is a predicted model, not a curated record. Gene Ontology annotation, molecular function: DNA-binding transcription factor activity, RNA polymerase II-specific; zinc ion binding; RNA polymerase II cis-regulatory region sequence-specific DNA binding. Bases 1 to 2172 code for a protein of 723 amino acids.
AUGGCUAGACCCAAAGUGCCCGAUGACCAGCGCCAGCGGGCCAGCGCGGCGUGCGUCUUCUGCAAGACGUCCAAGAAGCGCUGCGACUCGCAGCUCCCGUGCGGCCAUUGUGUUCGCAAAGGCCGGGCAGCGUCGUGCCAUUACCGUCUUCCAGCCAAGCGGCACAAGAAUGUGUUCCCGCAUCAGCUGCUGGAGGCUCCGACUCCCCCGUUGACGGCCUCGGACACACCAAUCUCAGACUUCUUAUCGACAGCGCCAAGUAUGCGCAGUUUCCCGGCUACGACUGUUAGCACAACGUCCGGAGAUGAAGAGUCUGUGGCGAUGAGCAAUGGUACGGCGCCGCCCCAGCCCAUCUCUGCGUGCGUUGUUGACAAAGCCGGACUAGUGCUCGUCGGGAGCAUGGCCACAAUCUCCUUUCUCCAAUUCAUCCGAAAGACUCUCAGGCGAUACAGCGGCCCGUCGACCUUCUCAGAGGGCGUCAAACAGCAGUCGAUGCUCGAGAUCCCGGCACCGGAUGAAGACCACCAAGACCCAGGUGAAGCAGACAUCGCUCCGGUAGAUCGUGCGCGCCUCAUCCAGUGCUUCUUACAAGUGAAGCAUGUGCUGACGCAAGUGGCAUAUGCACAGACAAGCGGCAUACUCUACAUCUUCACGCCUGACAAGCUGUCGCGACUACUCGCAGCCCUGAACAAACCAGAGCUCACCCUCCCCCCAGACGACCUCGCCGCAGUCUACCUUAUGCUGGCCAUAGGGGCUCGGUGCAAUAGCAGCGACCAUAUGGAUCAGCGUCUUUCCUCGUUCUACUUCUCUCGAGCUCAGAAGCUGGGCUUCCGAGAUAUGCUGCAGCAGCCGAGCCUGGGCAUGGUCAUCAACUUCACUCUCAUGAGCUUCUACAUGCUGUGUGACUGCCGCAGGAACUCGGCAUCGUUGUAUCUCGGCGUCGCGUGCCGGAGUGCCGCGAUACUGGGGCUCCACUCGCCUGUCAAGGAUGAGGCUUGGCCUAUCGAGUCACAACGGCUAAGAGCGCGUGUAUGGCGAAGUCUUUGCGUCCUGGACAUCCAGCUUAGCACCAUCCUCGGCCGGCCCAGCGGGACAGGGAUCGCCGAGCCACAGCAAGAGAUCGACCCGCAGAUGAGGAAAGGCGACAGCGACCACUUCGCCCUGGCCCUCAACGCGAGCUUCUCGCUCAGCUGCCUCGUCAACGCCAUCUCGCAGAGGCUGGCGGCGGACCAGUGCCCCGACAUCCACUUCGUCGAGGGCUACCUGCAGAGCCUGCGGGGCUGGGCGCAGUGCCUGCCCGAGGUGCUCCGGCAGGACAUCCAGACGGGCCACCAGGGGGUCGCGGCGUGGAAGCACCAGGCCAAGACGCUCGGGAGCAUCCACGUCGCCUGCAGCUACUACUUUGCCGUCUUCCUCAUCACGAGGCAGUUCCUGGUCGCCAGGGUGAUCCGCACGCUCGAGUCGCAGGAGGGCGGGUUCGAUGACGGCGGUGCCGGCGGCGGCGGCGGCGGCGGCGCGGAGAGCGAGACCUACCACAAGACCAACGAGCUGUCCCGCGCGUGCGUCGGGGCCGCCACCUAUCUGAUCCAGAUGUGCCAUGACGCUUUCAAGGAGGGGAUGUUGCGAGGGAACAUGUGUAUAUUACAGUCUUGGGUCUUCGCCGCAGGGCUGAUCCUCGGGUUUUCUCUCCUUGGCACGCCGGAGGGUACCUCGGAGGAGGUGCAGGAAAGCUUCAACCUCUCACGCCAGAUCGUCGACCACCUAUCCAGUCUCAGCCCACAGGCCCAGCGCGACUCGGAGCUCCUCUCUGGCUUCGCCGAGGCGCUCGACGCGCACCGCCGCCACCGGCAGAUCGUCAAGCCGCCCGCGGCGGGCGGUGUCUACCUCGAAAAGAUCGUGCUGUCGCGCCCCGACACGAUCAUCACGCAAGCUCACGUGUACCAGACGCCGGCGCCGACCGAUGCGGACAACGAGAGCCUCAAUGUCAUCGACCCUCCGGCACCGCCGCAGUACGACAUCCUGGACAACUUUCAGUGGAUCAGCUCGCCGGAGGAGUUUAUCGGGGUGGAGAUGGGGAACACUCUGACGUCGCCGGCGAUAUGGGAUGAGUACGCGUAUAACACACCUCAACUGGGUGGGAAUGUGGAUCUGGACGAUCUUUUGGGCUUCUAG